GUUUUUCACCAGCUGCAAGUCAAGCGAGGGGAUCCAAUACAUUGUUGCCUGGACUUUACUUUUUAAUUUUUUUGCACUAACCCAAGCAAACCUAUACUAGUCUAGUACCACGAUCAGAGAGCCAAGAUUAUUAUUGAGGCACGUCUCGUCGUAUCAUUUAACACUGGCUUAGCUUCGGUGUUAUAUUGCAACACUAAGCACGCAUUCCGCAUCUCCAUGCGUGUACGGGUUCGGCACGCAAAGGGUUAAAGUGUUAAGGCAAUUCAUAAAUAAGCAGGUGUCCUGUGCCAGUCCCAGACCAAUUUACGACUCGUAUUGUAAAGUCUUAAAUACUUUGUACACCUCAGCAGCAAUCCAUAACUGUCAUUUGGACUUAAGGCAGCGGGUGCCGGUCGGAGUGGGGGGGGGGAAAUAUUUUUCUUUUUAGUGAAGAAGUAGUUCUUCAGGCGGGUAUAAAUAGAGCUUAUUAAACGUGACUAUUAACAUUGUUCCAAGAAACUGAAAGGUUUUUAUACAGCUCUGAAGCCUCCCUGUGAACAAAACUAUCACAGCAGAGACGCACACGGUUUUAUUUACAUCUGAUUACAGGUGCAGUCCACCGAUUCUCGAAGUUUGGGUUUUUGUUAAUCGUAAGAACUGGAAAUGUGGUGGAUGCUUUUCCCCCGAUGGAUUUGGUUCAUUUUGGGGCAGUUAUUUGUCCUGCUGCUGGACAGUCGUGUAAAGAGCAUGGCUUUGCCAAGAAUCGUCUAUUCUCACGCUGGGAUCUGUCCGAACGAAAUGAACCCUAAUCUGUGGGUGGAUGCCAUGAGCACUUGUGUUCGAGAGUGCGAAUCUGACCAGGAAUGCGAGACAUUUGAGAAGUGCUGUCCUAACGUCUGUGGGAAUAAGAGUUGUGUGGCAGCCAGGUACAUGGAUGUCAAGGGGAAGAAAGGGCCUGUUGGAAUGCCCAAAGAAGCCACAUGUGCCCAUUUUAUGUGCACUCAGCAGGGCUCUGAGUGUGACAUCUGGGAUGGCCAGCCGGUGUGCAAGUGCAGAGACAGAUGUGAAAGAGAACCAAGCUUCACCUGUGCCUCUGACGGCUUGACUUACUACAAUAAGUGUUACAUGGAUGCAGAAGCCUGCAACAAAGGAAUCAUGCUGACUGUCGUAACCUGCAGGUACCAUCUCACCUGGCCAAACACAAGCCCGAUUCCCGUAGAGACCACUCGCCCCACUACUGCUAUUUUGGAGACAACAGUAAUUGAUGUUGUACUGCCUGCACUGAUCACCAAACCUGUGCACCAGUCAGUUUAUGUUGGUGAAACUGUGAGUUUUCACUGCGAUGUGGCUGGAAACCCCAAACCUGAAAUCACAUGGGAGAAACAAAUCGAUGGUAAAGAUAACAUAGUCAUGAGGCCUAACCAUGUCAUAGGCAACACUGUGGUCACCAAUAUCGCCCAGCUUGUCAUCUAUAAUGUUCAACAGCAAGACGCAGGCAUGUACACAUGCACUGCUAAAAACAUAGGUGGGCUUCUCCGAGCUGACUUCCCCAUGUCAGUGCUGAAUAAGGAACUUUCUAAAAACAGCAACCCAAGAAACAUCACAAACUUCCCAGCUGAGGAGUGUCUCAAGAUGCCUGACAGUGAAGACUGCGGGGAAGAGAACACAAGCUGGUAUUACGAUGCGAAGAAGAACAACUGUUUCACUUUUACCUACGGCAACUGUAACAACAACAUGAAUGAUUUUGAGACCUAUGAGUCCUGCAUGCUGUCCUGUGGGAGCGAGCUAGCUAACCCCUGUGGUCUACCGAGUCUUCAGGGUCAGUGUAAAGCCUACGAGCCGAGAUGGGCUUACAGCAGCGUCUUGAAGCAGUGCCAUUCGUUUAUCUACGGGGGCUGUGGGGGCAACAAGAACAAUUUUGAAAGCAAAGAGGCCUGUGAGGAAAUGUGCCCCUUUCCCAAGAACCAGUCAUGCAAAAUGUGCAAACCUCGGCAAAAGAUGGUGACAAGCUUCUGCAAGAGCGAUUUUGUCAUUCUGGGACGGAUGAUUGAGCUGACUGAAGACCAGGACUCUGGACAUGCCCUGGUGACAGUGGAAGAGAUCUUGAAGGAUGAGAAAAUGGGGUUAAAGUUUUUCGGUAAGGAACCUCUGGAAAUCACCCUGUUAAACAUGGACUGGAAUUGCCCUUGCCCCAAUAUAACAACAGCAGACGGGCAGGUGAUCAUCAUGGGCAAUGUCCAGAAUGGCAUGGCGGUCUUGCAGCCAGACAGUUUUGUUGGGGUGUCCAGUUUGAGACGUGUAAGGAAACUCCGUGAAAUCAUUCACAAGAAGACCUGUGACAUUUUAAAAGAGUUUCCAGCACUUCAGUAGUCUGAUAGAACCCCCUCUUCCUAAAAAAAAAAAAAUACACUACAGUUAUUAACACGUUACCAGU
This is a messenger RNA of Polyodon spathula (Mississippi paddlefish), 2413 nucleotides long. RefSeq names its product WAP, Kazal, immunoglobulin, Kunitz and NTR domain-containing protein 2-like. Bases 643 to 2349 code for a protein of 568 amino acids. NCBI's taxonomy places the organism in Eukaryota, Metazoa, Chordata, Actinopteri, Acipenseriformes, Polyodontidae. The record is from RefSeq and is a predicted model, not a curated record. The transcript is spliced from 2 exons. Gene Ontology annotation, molecular function: serine-type endopeptidase inhibitor activity; protein binding. Gene Ontology annotation, cellular component: extracellular region.